Alligator sinensis (Chinese alligator) is the source of this 7070-nucleotide messenger RNA. RefSeq names its product ADAMTS-like protein 1. The coding region runs from base 1 to 4494 and encodes 1497 amino acids. Gene Ontology annotation, cellular component: extracellular matrix. Gene Ontology annotation, biological process: extracellular matrix organization. Lineage: Eukaryota; Metazoa; Chordata; Crocodylia; Alligatoridae. The record is from RefSeq and is a predicted model, not a curated record. Gene Ontology annotation, molecular function: metalloendopeptidase activity. The transcript has 23 exons.
AUGACAGAGGCCUAUAAAAUCAUGAAGGGUGUGGACCAAGUUCACUACGGCGGUACUGCUGAUAGUACAGUGCAGUUCAUCUUCUACCAGCCCAUCAUUCACCGAUGGAGGGAAACAGAUUUUUUUCCUUGUUCAGCAUCCUGUGGAGGAGGUUAUCAACUGACAUCUGCUGAGUGUUUUGAUCUGAGGAGCAAUCUGGUAGUAGCUGAUCAGUACUGUCACUACUACCCUGAAAAUAUCAAGCCAAAGCCAAAACUUCAGGAAUGUAACUUGGACCCUUGUCCAGCCAGUGAUGGAUACAAGCAGAUCAUGCCCUAUGACCUCUACCAUCCCCUUCCUCGGUGGGAAAGUACUCCAUGGACAGCCUGUUCCUCCUCAUGUGGAGGAGGCAUUCAGAGCCGCACAGUCUCUUGUGUGGAGGAAGACAUUCAGGGGCACAUGAGCCCUGUGGAAGAGUGGAAGUGCAUGUACACUCCAAAGAUGCCUGUUGUUCAGCCCUGCAACAUAUUUGACUGUCCAGAGUGGCUGGCUCAAGAAUGGUCUCCGUGCACUGUAACAUGUGGACAGGGGCUUAGAUACCGUGUAGUUCUGUGCAUUGAUCACAGAGGGCUGCACACAGGAGGCUGCAGCCCAAAAUCAAAGCCUCACAUAAAGGAAGAAUGCAUCGUACCCACUCCUUGCUAUAAACCCAAAGAGAAACUUCCUGUAGAAGCAAAGCUGCCAUGGUAUAAACAGGCUCAAGAGUUGGAAGAAGGAGCUGUGGUGUCUGAAGAACCAUCGUUUAUUCCUGAGGCCUGGUCUGCCUGUAGUGUCACAUGUGGAGUGGGCAGCCAGGUACGGCUAGUGAAGUGUCAGGUCCUCCUGUCUUUCUCUCAGUCUGUUGCUGACCUGCCCAUUGAUGAAUGUGAAGGUCCCAAACCUGCAUCACAACAAGUCUGUUACAGUGGUCCCUGCAGUGGGGAGGCUGCUGAAUAUAACCCUGAGGAAAUAGACAUCGUCUAUGGCAGCUUGCAGGACUUUGAUGAGCUCUAUGACUGGGAGUAUGCAGGCUUUACAGAGUGCUCAGAGUCGUGUGGAGGAGGUGUCCAGGAAGCAGUGGUGACUUGCCUGAACAAACAGAUAAGAGAGAUUACAGAUGAAACUCUAUGUGUGACCAGUCGCCGUCCUCCACAGCUAUUAAAAGCCUGUAAUCUGGAGCCCUGUCCCCCAAGAUGGGAGAUUGGAAAAUGGAGCACCUGUAGUCUCACCUGUGGAGUUGGAUUGCAGACUCGAGAUGUCUUCUGUUCUCACCUACUCUCAAGAGACACAAAUGAGACAGUGAUUUUGGCAGAUGAGCUGUGCCAUAAACCCAAGCCCAGCCUAGUACAAGCCUGCAAUCGUUUUGACUGUCCACCAUCCUGGUACCCUGCAGACUGGCAAGAGUGUUCACAGACCUGUGGAGGUGGUGCUCAGAAGCAAGAUAUGCGCUGCAAGCAGCACCUGGCAGAUGGAAGUAUUUUGGAGCUUCCAGAAACCUUCUGCUCCUCUCCAAGGCCAGUUUCCCAUCAAGCUUGCAAAAAUGAGGACUGUCCUAAUGAGUGGCUUCUCUCUGACUGGACUCAGUGUUCUGUGAGUUGUGGAAAGGGCACCCAGACUCGAAAUGCCAUUUGCAGGAAGAUGCUGAAAACUGGGGGUUCUGUCAUCAUCAAUUCCUCUCUGUGCCCACCUUUGCCUUUUUCUUCUUUGGUCAGGCCCUGUGCACUAUCCAUAUGUGCAAGGCACAACAGGCCAGCUCAGAAGCAAAACCCUCAUAUUGUGGCUAUGAAGAAAGUUUACAUCCAGACAAGGAAACAGAAGAAACUUCACUUUAUCGUGGGUGGCUACGCCUACUUGCUGCUCAAAACCUCUGUUGUCCUCCGGUGCCCAGUGAGAAGGUUCCGUAAAUCAAUGAUCACCUGGGAAAAGGACAACAAACGACUCAUCAGCUCUGUUCAUGUUACUGUUGCACCAUAUGGGUACGUGAAAAUCCACCGUUUGAAGCCUUCAGAUGCUGGAACCUACAUUUGCAUGGCAGGGCCAGCACGGGAACAUUUUGUGAUUAAACUAAUUGGAGGGAACAACAAACUCAUUACCCCAGCAUCUGGGAUCAGGGAGGAAGAAGCCAUGAGGAAGGCCAAUAUAAAUGAAGCCUUACAUACACAAGAGAAACAUCAGAAUGGAAUUCUCUUUAAUGGAAGCAAGGUCGAAAAACGAGGGCAUCUUACUGACCCGAGCAGCCAAUACGAUGAGCUUAUCUCAAAGCUCCUGGAGCAGAGAGGUUGGCCUAGGGAAAACCUGGAGACCUGGGAAACUCAGGACUCCACAGAGAGAAAUGCUUCUUCAGAAGAGGACCAGAGUCAGGAAUACAGCCUUCCAUUUACCAUGGUUGCUGAGCAGAAAAACUUGGACGAUAUCAUCAGGAAUUUGUCUCAGCAGCCUGAAGAGCUUAAGGAUGUCUACACAAAACAACUUGUUGUGCAGCUGGGCCAUGACAUGUUCAAGAGCCAUUUGGAAUAUCAGGAUUCUAUCUUCAGAGCACAGGGCAGAAGAAUCAAUUCAGCUUCAGUAGAGUACCCUUUCCACAAACACGUUUCCGGAUUCACCAGCUCCUUGAGAACAUCAUCUGCUGAAGCACACUUGUCCACAUCUAUAGAGCUGGCAAAUGGCUUACAAAGGCCCCAUCGAAAGCCUGCUAUCCUCAGGAAGAUUUCAGCAGCACAGCAACUCUCAGCCUCAGAAGUUGUUACCCAUUUGGGACAAACAGUAGUCUUAGCUAGUGGGACACUGAGUGUGCUACUUCACUGUGAAGCCAUUGGAAACCCAAAGCCUAUGAUAAGCUGGGCUAAGAAUGGAGUGGAGGUGAAAUACAAUAAUAGGAUACUCCUUCAGCCUGAUGACUCCUUGCAGAUUCUAGCCCCAGUGGAAGCUGAUGUGGGUUUCUACACUUGUAAUGCAUCCAAUGCCUUGGGAUCUGAUUCUGUCUCCAUUGCUGUCACUUUAGCAGGAAAACCACUGAUAAAGGCAUCAAGAGCUAUUGUGAUCAACACAGACUUGCCUGCUGUUACUGCUGACAUUGGAAGCACAGUGAAAACAAUCCAGGGAGCAAAUGUUACCAUUAUCUGCCAAGUUGCAGGUGUACCUGAAGCAGAAAUUGCUUGGCUGAAGGAUCAGAUCCAGCUGGGCCCUCCACACCAUUUGCAUGAUGGAUCACUGCUGAUUGCAGAUGCAUCUUUAUCUGAUCAGGGAUCCUACUCUUGCAAGGCAGUCAAUCUUCGUGGGGAAGUGACUGAGAGUACACAGCUGAUGAUUCUUGACCCCCCACGACCCCUCCUUCAUUUAGAAGACUUGACAACAAUGCUUUUAGUCAGAGAGCCAGGUAUUACUUCAGUGAUGACCUCUCCUUCAGGAACAAGACUGUCUCUAAACCCUGGCAGUUCUGUCCUCAUAGGUUGCCCAGUAGAUGGUCAUCCAACCCCUAACAUCACCUGGUUUUAUGCUGGUCAACCCAUCAGCAUUAAACACCACAUCUUAGCAGCUGGUCAGAUUCUUCAGAUAUUAAAUAUCACUGACGGUUAUCAGGGUGAAUUCAGCUGCCUUGCACAAAAUGAAGCUGGCUCACUGAUGCAAAAAACAUCUCUUAUAAUCCAAGAAUAUUGGUGGUCAGUGGACAAGAUGAUGGCAUGUUCAGCUUCCUGUGGUAACAGAGGGGUGCAGCUACCCCGACUCCGGUGCUUACUUGAUGGGACAGAGGUCAACGUAUCCCUCUGCAAAGAGAAGCCCAAGCCAAUGCUACAACCCAUUGCUUGUAACAGAAGAGACUGUCCUUCCAGGUGGAUGGUGACAUCUUGGUCCCUUUGUACUCAGAGCUGUGGCGGAGGGGUCCAGACCCGCCGGGUGAUGUGCCAGAGACUGACAGCUGCAGGCAGCUCUACUCCCAUUUCGAACGAUUCAUGUGCCCAAGCGGCUAAACGGCCAGUGGACACCCAGUCCUGUAACAGGCAACCAUGUGUGGAGUGGGUGGCCUCCUCCUGGGGCCAGUGUAAUGGGCCGUGUAUUGGACCACGAUUGGCUGUGCAACAUAGAAAAAUCUUUUGCCAGACCAAAGAUGGCACUUCUGUUUCUUCUGAUCAGUGUAGUGCCCUGCCAAGGCCUUUGAGCACUCAGAACUGCUGGACAGAGCUCUGCGGUGUGCACUGGAGAGUCAGUCUUUGGACUGUGUGCACAGCUACCUGUGGUAACUACGGCUUCCAGUCAAGGCGUGUGGAAUGUGUACAUGUCCAUACUAACAAACCCAUGCAAGAGCUCUACUGUUCUUGGAGACCAAGGCCUUCCAACUGGCAACGCUGUAACAUCACCCCCUGUGAAAACAUGGAAUGCAGAGACACCACCAGGUACUGUGAGAAGGUGAAGCAGCUCAAACUCUGUCAACUCACCCAGUUCAAAUCUCGCUGCUGCGGGACUUGUGGAAAAGCAUGAAGAAUGGAGCAGCCAAAAUGGAGGAACAGAGCAUCAGCCUUUGCUUCACUACAGCAAGGACUCUUACAAAGAAAAUACAUGGGACAGAAUUCGGUUUUCAUUUUAUUUAUUUCCCCCCUUUUUAAAAAAAUGUUUUACUGAAUCAUUGUUGUAAAGGACUUGACAAAUCUUCCCUUCUACCAAGCUGGGAGACAGAAUGCAGCAAAACGGUCGUGCUGGGACCGAAAAGAAAGAUGAUGAGAACCAUAUUACAAGCAAGACAGCGCCAAGAGGAACUGAGCUGUAUAGCAAUCUACAUACAGGUCUUGAGAUCCCCAUCUCUUUGUUGAUGUGUAAGUACCACACAACAAACAUCCCAUUAGCAUCAGAUCAGACUACCAGACUGUGAAUCAAACAGCUUGACAUGCCCUGGGCUGCUGAAAACCUGAUUUGAGCAUUAUACAUUCAGUAGGCAGGUACUUAAUUUGGAGGGUUUGUGGACAUAAAAGUUAUAGUUUUGCUUUUUAAAAGUGUCUGUUGUCUCCAAGACUGGGUUCCAGUUCCCUCUCCUUUCUCUCACUCCUAUAAUUAGAAUCUAGGCCCAGAUCCUCAAAUGAUUACUGUCCAAAUGCUUUUGAUGAUCUGGGCCUUGGUACCUGAACAGGAGGCUGAACUGUGGUAAAGCAUGAAUUAAUUUUAAAAGCAUCUGAAUAAGUGCAUAGUUUUCUCCGCAGCAGGAAGAGGCAAAAGGAAAGAUGAAGUACAGGAUUAUACAGAAGAGGAAAGAGAGAGACAGAAUGAUAUGCUAUUGACAAACUAUAUUGUGAACUUGCUGAUGUUGCUCUAUCAUUGUGGAGCACUGGCAAGAGAUGUAUGUUUGUAGCAACAAGAGCUACUUACCACGUUAAAUCUAAACAUGAUUUAAGACGUAUGCUGAGUACGAAGGAGCCCAGGUUCCCAGAGUUCAGGGGCUUUCAGAUCUGGGAUCUGUUAUGGGCUUACAGAUAAUAUUUAGUUUGUAAAAAUGGUCUUUAUGUCCUGCCAGUGAGGAAUGUUUCUAUCCUAAUAGCCAAGUCCUCCGCUGAUGAUAAUCACAGCAGCUCUGUUCUCAUGAAAAAUGGUUGUUCCUGUUGUUCCUGUACUAUGUGUCUGGCAGUAAACAUGCUCUCUAUGAUGGGUCUCCCAAGAAAAAUGGUUGUUCCUUUUGGUUGUUCCCGUUACGUAGGUAUGCAGAAUGUAGUCUCAUCAGCAUUGGUUUCACAGUAGCAGUACCAAUUCUUAAAAGACACCAAAACAAAAACCCUGGAUGCUAGAAAACAGCAUAGUUUUAUGUCCACCAAUAGAAUUCUGCAGAUGUGAGCUGAGAGGCAAAGCUCAGAUUUCACAUCUGUAAUGUGACUUUGCUUGCUCAUUAUGGGUCUCUCUCUCUCUCUUUCUCUCUCUCUCUCUCCUGCUGGCAGUAAUGAUCAAUAGGUUGAAUCAGUUAAGUGCUUCAUUAAGCUAAGUCCUGGGUGCUCUCAAGUCAGGUCAGUGGAAAUCUAGGUUGCUCAGCACCUUGCAUGCAUGAAAAAUUAAAAACAGACUCAAGCUGGAGAACUGGGAUCUCAACUUCCCCAAACUUUAAGGGUGAGAUGUCCAGGUCAGAAGCUUUAUUUCAGGACCACCUCUACAUUAAAGGUUUGGCUGUGGCUCUUAUGUUGCCCCAGUGGGGCUCACAUGUGGUGGUGAAGUAAUAAAACACUCUGAAAGUAUUGAUAUGUUGUAGCUUCCAUUACAUAUGGAUUUUUCAACAAGCCUGGAAGUUCUUUUGUGAGGUCAAUGUCAGGUCCAUUACAUUAAAUCGCCUGCAGUUUGGUCAUUCCAAAGUGUAUCUGGCAGUAAACAUGCACUCUACAAUGGGUCUCCAAGAAAACUUGUUCCUAAGAAUCAGUGUAACUUUUAUUUAAAAAGAAAAAUAGAGAAUGUGUUUCUGUGUAUGUAAAUGUAUAUCUUUUGUGUAUAUUUAUUAGGAUUUCUUGUAUAAAAAGUGCAGUAUUAAUAAUUGUACAUUAUGUUGUCCAGAUAAAACUAUUUUGGGGACUUUUUUAUCUCCCUGCAGUUUUGUUCCUGUAAAAUCAGUGGUAAUAAUGUAUUUUUCCUAUUUUUAAUAACAUUCACAUUUAACUUGGGAUACGUUUCACUGUGUACAGAGUGCUUUUGUAAACUAUGACAUUUGUGGGGAGGGUUUUUUUUAAUAUGCAGCAUGGAAGUUAUGCAUGGAAUGAAGGACAGAUUCCUUAAUAAUAAUGUGAUGGUUGUUUUUACUAAAAUAACUAAUGAAGGGCAGUGAGGCAAGAUAUUUACAUUUCUUUACUAGCAAGACCUAUUCAGAGGAUCACCUGUUGGAUAACUAACUGUGCUUAGGAUAAAGAUUCAGAAACGAAGUCUUGAGAGGCCUUUCUGUUACCUUUGCACAGUAUGAAUGUAAUUCUAAAUGUUUGUCCUAUGAAUUGUGACAUAGCAGUAUCACAAUAAGAUUAUAAGGGUUGCUAAAUACUAUAAAAGGAGGCAGUCCCUCCCCCAAAAAACUUGUAUUUAUAUAAUUUUGUACAGAUAUU